CAGCGGCGAAGCGAGGCCGAGCGGAGUUUCGCGACACAUCCGUUAAGCCGGACGCGCAAAAACUCGCAGCUCGACGCCGACCGUCUCUCCCGAAGAACGACCCUGCCGGUUUCUCUCGUCGAUCAUCUCGCUCGACUUUCCCCCGACGUAGCUUAUUCCCUUCCUGAAGUAUCCUUUUAGUCGGGAAUUUUUGCUCCAUCAAGCGACAAUUUUCUUGAUUUUGACAGCGUGUCAUCCGUCAGGGGGUCGUUUCAAGGGUCUAGUUUCGCGCGAUAAACAAGAUCAUUCGCGAAAUUAGCGUUCAUGUUGUUAGUGAUGUAACACAAAUCUCUCUCUCUCUCUCUCUUUCUCUCCCUCUCUGCCAAAAUUUUUUGCCCCGUCAAACUUUUAACAUUAGAGCUAAGAUAACGAAAUAUAUUAAAUUCUGACGUAAUUUGACAUUUAUAUCUUCAUAUAAUUUACCACCACUUUGACUACGAUGUCUUCGUUGUUUUUAGCUGUGUUUAGUUUGGAUACUCGUAUAAAUUUAAUAAUCGAAAUAUAGAGAACAUUUGUAGCUUCGAAAUUCAAAUUAAAUUUAAGUAGGCGCAAACUAUCAUUAAGAGCGUCAAGGCGACAUCAGAAUUUCGACUCGGGCUUUUUCCCGAUAAACAAAGUAACGAGUAAUAUUCAGGCGUGUCUAUUGAACGACGUGGCGAGACGCCGGCGUGACAGAUAAAGAUCACCUGCUCUCUCUCCCUCGGAAAAGCUAAGCGCGGAAGUUUCACCGUUUUACACCCGGUGUACAAUUGUCCCGCUACGAUCUAUUUGCUCGCGCGUUAGUUGAAUCCGUAAUCCGAUGCGGCCGAUGGAUGCGGGGUAAUUUAGCGACCAACGGGAGGUACAGUUGUUUUCCCCGAUCCUCCCUCCCCCCUCUCGAUUGAUUGGCAAUUUGGCCGAGCGCACGUGAAAUCGAUUCGACGAGCCGCCGCCGUCGCUGCCGCCGUCGUCUAAAGUCAAUCGCGCGCUAACGAACGCAUAACUACCCCGAUAAUCGAGUGGAUCCCCGGUUCUCGCUACGUAUUUUCCGACGGGGAUGCACGGGCUCUGGUAAGUUUUCCGGCUCCGCUCGGGCACUGUAUAUAUGUGUACGUGCGAUAAUUCGGUGUCCCUCCUGUCGACUCGACCUGCGGAUACUCGAUAAUUUCGCUUUAACCGGAGCUAUUCCACCGGAGGCAACUUUAGUCGCGCAACGAGUGUACUUUAAGGAACGAUUCUACCGACUUUACGUGACCUUCGUCGCUCACUUUAAUCCGCGAAUUAAACGUAUGUCUUUCUUCUCCCUUUCGGCGGAGACGGCGGGAAACGACAGACGCGCUAAAUCGAUUAGAACGGUGAGUCGUUACCCCCUACGGGAUUAUCCGUAGAAGUUCGGUUCCCGGGAGUUUAGGGCGAGCGUCUCCCGUGAAAUUAGGUGGCGAGACCUUCGCCCCGUGUUUCGGGAAUGUGUCAGAGAAGAGAGAGGCGCAUCAAUUUCUUGGCAACUAUGUCGCCGGCGAAGAUGAGUACCAAAUUGCUUCACCCGCCCGGUCGUCGACAGUCGCCCCGGGAAUCGUCGUAACUUUUUUUUUUAUUCUCGCUCCCGAUCGAUCGCAAUAUUUUGAUCUCUCCACGCUGGUCGCGCUGCCGAAACGCGAUUUCAUUCUUAAUCUCAUCGAUCCGAACGUUCUAUCACGGCGUGAACCUUUCGUGGUAGACAUUUUUCCUCCGCCUUCUCUCUCGCACAUUCAUUUACUCACUCGCUCACUCUCUCUCUGUCUCUUUGCCAUCGAUCUGAAAAUUUUCGCUCGGUCCCGCGGUCACGGCAAUUCCGGGAGCCGCAAUUUUUCUCCUUUUUCACUGAUUUCCGCGACGAUCCUCGAAAUUUGCCGAUCCCACGCCGGAUUUUCGUACGCGAACGCGUGGAAAUAAUCUUUAUCCUUUCGGCGGGUGAGAGAGAUCCGGUUCGGAAACGGAACCGGAAUCUGGGCCGUCGGGCGAGCGAGGGAGCGGUGGGACGCGGACGGGGAUGCGCAUGUUCGCGCGGCCGAGAGGGCGAGCGCUAUAAACCGUUCCGGACGGUUCACAUCGCGGCGCGCUGCCACCGCGGCAACACGUUUCCGCGCGGCAACUCUGAAUUCGCCUGGACGAGCGCGUCUCGAAGAAGGAGGAGGAGAAGGAGGACGAGUGGGAGAGAGGAUCUCCCGCCGAACGGCCAGCUGUUGUCCGCAACCCCGAGGGCCUCCGGCCGUCGAAAGCCGACCCGUGUUCAGUGAUUCUCGUGUAAACGAUAAUUAAAUCCCCUCGACUUCGGAUUCGGACGGGAGCUCGCGUUUUUCUUUCCGAACAAAUCUGUGAGUGGACUAGCUCGAAGGAGGGAAAAAGCUGGCGAGGCAGAUCGUGACGAAGGAGAAGGUCUCGGAGCUGCUGGGACUAGCGCUGCGCUGGGCCAGAAUGUCGUUCUUCAGGGGCUUGUGGAAGAGCAGUUCGAAGCACAAGAAAUUAUGCGAGGAAUGGGCGUUGGCGAACAGCCGCGAGUGCGUGGAGGGUGGCAGCGGUGGUUCGGCGGGCACGACGCACGGGGAGGAAUCCGAGGACGCGUCCGAAGCGAGGUUCACCCUCAAAUAUUUGGGCAGCACCCUCGUCGAGACGCCCUCGAGCGAGGAGGCCACCGCGGAAGCCAUCAAGACCGUCAUCACCAUGGCAAAGGCAAGCGGAAAAAAGCUUCAAAGGGUUUCCCUGGCUGUGAGUUUGAGAGGGAUUAGAAUGACGGACCUGGCUACCGAGGAGGAUCAGCUUCAGGUGUCGAUAUACAGGAUCUCCUACUGCUCGGCGGAUGCGACGCACGACCACGUGUUCGCGUUCAUCGCGACGAAUCUGAACGAGACGAUGGAGUGUCACGCGUUUCUCUGCCCGAAGAGAAAAAUGGCGCAGACCGUGACACUGACCGUGGCGCAGGCCUUUAACACGGCUUACCAAGCUUGGCAGUUGUCACAGUCCGAUCCCAGGAUCCAUCACACGCAGGACAAGAGUCCACCGCUGACGGGCGACAGGAUCGAUAACAACGAGAAGAAGUGCACCGGCGGCGAGACCGGCAAGAGCACCGGCAAGGUAAACGAGCAGAACAAGCAGAACGGCCAACGACACAACGACAGCCAGAAGAAUCUGCUGAUCGAUCUGUCGAACGAGCCGAAGCCAGCGGGAAAUUCAUGGGUGUGCUUCGAGGAGGACUCGGACGUGAAGAAGAACCAGAAGAAGAACACGGCCAACAGCAUCCCCAUGACCACGCUGAGGCAUACCAGCGCGUCCACGCCGGCUCACCACGUGGUGCCCCGACCGAGCACCGGUUUCAAGGUGCAGAAUGCCUGGGGCGAGUCCAGGUCGGUUGACCUGAUGUGCUCGUAGCAGGGAUAGCCGGCGGCCGACAGCUUCAGGGACGUGCCGUUGAUCACCGGCCUCUGGAAGCACCUCUCAAACAACGGCCAACCGAACAAGUCCAACCAGGGCGACCGUUAGCAGGCUCUACUACCGCGCGCGCGCUAUUAUUCUCCUCGUCGCGGUUCCGAGUUCGCGAAGAAGCGAGGACUCUCGUCGACGAGAUCGCACGUUAUAUCGGUGCAUUUGUUUCCGAUCGAAUGCUGAUGAUGGCGGAUAGUGGCGAGAGAAAGAGAGAAGGAGAGAGAGAGAGAGAGAGAGAGG
Dinoponera quadriceps is the source of this 3717-nucleotide messenger RNA. Its product is annotated as low density lipoprotein receptor adapter protein 1-like. Lineage: Eukaryota; Metazoa; Arthropoda; Insecta; Hymenoptera; Formicidae. Bases 2473 to 3423 code for a protein of 316 amino acids. The transcript has 6 exons. The record is from RefSeq and is a predicted model, not a curated record.